GUCAUGAUGCGUUGUGUCAGAGAACUGCUGCUGCGCUGUGUUUUGUUGCCCGUCUGUGUGAAUGCAGCCUCUCUCUUUAAGUCCCUCCUCAUCCAGUUACGCUCUUUCUUCAAUUAGCAGCCUCCCACUCUCAAUUAAGAGUAGCUCCCGUCUUCUCUCAAUUUGGGGCCCCUCUCUGGGCGGUACCGUCCUGAACACGGUACCUUCAAAGCGCCAUCAGCAGUUUGACCACUUUGAUGUUAUUAUUUGUUUUCCUCAACCUCUGGUUUAGCAAAUGGCUGUUUGUUGUAUGUACUUGCGUGCGUGUGAGGCUAUAAUAAGACUGACCCCGGGUUAGCUCUCAGAGUGGACUGUUUAAGCCAGCCCAGCCCAGGAAUGACUAGCUGUCCAUCUGAUAAGAGUGAUUCCUUCUCCUGCCCUUAUUGGAAUCAGUUUUUGAAAGAAAAUAUCAGGCAUCACUGACUGUAUUAGGACAAAUUGCGGCCAAUUUUUCGACUUCAAAGCACCAUCCAAGAAUCGCGCUGUUUGUCGUUUGUUAGACUUUGCGUGGCUGCGUGUCUCAAUGUUUGUUCAGUGAAAGUUCUAUGUGAGAAACACCCUGAUCCUCUGUUGGCUAUGCUGUGGACCUGACACAGGACCUCUGUUCUGUCUUGAGCAUCCACUACAGAGGGACCUCAGGUGACGUUCAUGAAUUUUAAAGUUAUCCUCAAGUGAGAAGAGGGUGUUGGAGUUGAAGUCUCUUAUUCCUAAUGAUGUCUUCCAUGCGAGCAACGCCUCCCUUCAACUCAGCGUCUGAGGAGGAGGAAGCGAUCGGUCAGGACAGUGUGGCCUGGGCCAACGACAAGCGAGAGGGCCUGAAGGAGACACCAUCUCCCUCUUCACACGACCAACAUCACCCGGAACCCCACCCGGACGAGCUGCAGCCUAUCAGAGAGAAGCUGACGGAUGCUGAGUGGGAGAGCAUGGUGCCUGCUGCGAUGGACAAUGAAAGCAGUAAGGGCUGCUCGGUCUACUCCUACCGGACUAACUCUACCUCUCCACCCAAGCCAGAGGAGUUUUCCAGGGAUCGCGGAGAGCCAAUGAUCGGCCUCGCCUUCGGGACGCCGGAGCGCCGCAAAGGAAGCCUGGCCGACGUGGUGGACACACUGAAACAGAAGAAACUUGUGGAGCUGACCAAGACAGAACAAGACGAACCAACUUGCAUGGAGAGGCUCCUCUCCAAGGACUGGAAGGAGCGCGUUGACCGGCUGAAUGCCAACGAACUACUGGGGGAGGUCAAAGGUACGCCAGAGUCACUGGAGGAUAAAGAGCGCCAACUUUCCACCAUGAUUGGCCAGCUGAUCAAUCUGAGGGAGCAGCUCCUCUCCGCCCAUGACGAGCAGAAAAAGAUGGCCGCCUCACAGCUGGAGAAGCAGAGACAACAGAUGGAGCUGGCCAGGCAGCAGCAGGAGCAGAUCGCCAGACAACAGCAGCAGCUCCUCCAGCAGCAGCACAAGAUAAACAUUCUCCAGCAACAGAUCCAGGUUCAGGGUCACAUGCCUCCUCUGAUGAUCCCAGUGUUUCCUCACGACCAGCGGUCUCUGGCUGCCGCCGCUGCUGCACAGCAAGGCUUCCUCUUCCCACCAGGCAUGUCCUACAAGCCAGGUGAGAACUACCCCAUGCAGUUCAUUCCAUCGACAAUGGCAGCUGCAGCAGCAUCUGGACUUAGCCCAUUACAACUACAGCAGCUCUAUGCCGCCCAGCUGGCAAGCAUGCAGAUCUCGCCAGGAGCCAAGAUGACUCCCCUCCCGCAGGCUCCCAACUCCUCCAGUCCCCUUUCCCCCUCUGCCCUGAAGAGCGAGAAGCGAGCAUCCAGUCCUGUCGCUCAGGUUAAGGAAGAAGGAUCCACACAGCCACUGAACCUCUCAGCCAGACCCAAGACAGCCGAGCCUCUUCGCUCACCGACGUCCCCGACACAGAGUCUGUUCUCUGGAAACAAGUCCAGCCCUACAGGCAUGGGCAAGGGCCGAAUCCCAAGCCCCAUCUCCAACAUGGGCAGGAACACCUCUCUGGACAUCCUGUCCAGCCUCAACUCCACAGCGCUGUUUGGGGACCAGGACGCGGUGAUGAAGGCCAUCCAGGAGGCGAGGAGCAUGAGGGAGCAGAUCCAGAGGGAGCAGCUCCACCACCAGCAGCAGCAGCAGCAGCCGGGACACCACAGUCUGGAGGCCAAGCUGUCAGCUCUGAGCAGCAUGAGCCUCAACAACGGCAACAAGGAGCGGCUGCACUACGAGACACUGAGCCAGCACCUGGGGAAGCUCGGGGAGGAUGCUGGGAAGAUGGUCCAUCGAGUCAUUGAUCUGACGAGACCAGAAGAUCUGGAUGGGAGCAGCAUCACAGAGGCACGAGUGUUCAGGGAGACGCGGGGCAGGAACAACAGCGAGCCCCACAUCAAGAGGCCCAUGAACGCCUUCAUGGUGUGGGCCAAGGACGAGAGGAGGAAGAUCCUGCAGACUUUCCCCGACAUGCACAACUCCAACAUCAGCAAGAUCCUUGGCUCCCGCUGGAAAGCCAUGACCAACCAGGAGAAGCAGCCGUACUAUGAGGAGCAGGCCCGCUUGAGUAAGAUCCAUCUGGAGAAAUAUCCCAACUACAAGUACAAGCCGCGACCCAAGAGAACCUGCAUCAUCGACGGCAAGAAGCUGCGCAUCGGAGAGUACAAGCAGAUGAUGCGGUCACGACGCCAGGAGAUGAGGCAGUUCUUUGUGGGGCCUCAGCCACCAAUCCCUCUUGGUAACACCCCACCCGGUGUAGGAGUUUACCCAGGCGCCAUAACCAUGGCAACGACAGCCACGCCAUCCCCACACCUGACCUCAGACUGCUCCAGCAACUCCGCCAGCCCUGAACCUGCCAUCCCUGUCAUUCAGAGCACGUACGGAGUUAAGUCCGAGCCCGGCAGCAGAGGCAAUAGUGUCGGAGCCUUGGAUCUGCCAAGCGACCCCACCAAUGGAGACGACGACAUGGACAUGUACGAGGACUUUGAGGACGAGCCCAAGUCAGACUAUAGCAGUGACCAUGAGACACGGGAGGCCAUCAGUGCCAACUGAGUGUGAUCUCAGUUGUCUCAGUUGUAAAAAGAGAGAAAAAAAAAAAAUCUCCUGUUGUUCUCAGAGACGCUUUUUGAAAACACAAUUUAUUACAGAGACCUUCAGGCAAACUUUCAGGACAUGUUGUGUUACACACUGAGCAUGCCCAGACAGGAUUCUUACUGCUCCUAUCGUGAGAAAAGAAAGAAAAGACAGUGUUGAUGGACGCUCAUUUGAAGAAGACGGCUGGUGGGAAAAAAUGUGACCCAAGACAACAAACCGAGCAGACAUUCAGACACCCAACUGACAAUGAACUUCAGUUUCCAACACUUUGACAAUCUUAACAGGAGCGAAUAAGAGUUAACCAGAUGAGACAGAGAGAGAAUGAGAGAGAAUGGGACAAAGAACAAAUGAGCGACGAACACAUUUCAGUGUGGUUUGUAAAGAGCAUGCAUGGAUUUUGAAGCAUCAGGAAUUGGUCUUCAACAGCUAUUUGGUCUUAAAUGUUUAAGGAGUGAUUUAGUUUUCAUCAUUAUGUAUUUUACUUUUUGUGUUUGUUUGUUGUUUUUUUUUCCUUUUUGUUUUUUGUUCUAUAGACUUUUUUUCUGACAGGUCACUGCCUGUACAAACUCUGGACUGUCGGAACUUGAAAUCUGAAAAGUUUUAAUAUAAAUCCUAGCUAUUGUAAUCUUAUAGUCUUACUUUUGUUUCUUAUGAAUACAGUGCAUCUACAUCUUUUUUUUCUCUGACAAACUGCUUACAUUACAUUACUGUUUUCUUUUUUUUUCUUUUUUAAAUAUCCCAGCUCAGGUAUGAUGUGCCAGCUUGUGAAUGUGUUUUUUUUUUUUUGUUAGUUUGUUUUCAUACAAAAAGAGUGGUAGAGUUUUCAGACUGUCAAUGAAAUAAAGGGAGCAAAAUCCCUUAUAUAACAUUAUUAUUAUUAUUAUUAUUAUUAUUAUUAUUAUUAUUAUUAUUAUUAUUAUUAUUAUUAUUAUUAGUAAGUAAGCAAGUACCCAGGCAUUGUACAGAUUUACUUCAAAUGUGCCAAACCUACAUUCACAUUCACUUGGGAUGUUGUAGUCUUAACUUCCAAUGCUGCAAAAAAGUCUUAUACAAUCAGCUUUUUCUGUCUGAUGAGAUGAGUUCCUACUCGGUAACUGCUGGCUCCCCUACUGGCCCGAUCGCAGGCAGAGCUCAGGGAGGAUGUGUUUUCACCACACUCGCUCGCUCUCUCUCUCUCUCUCUCUCUCUCUCUCACACACACACACACACACACACACACACACACACACACACACACACACACACACACACACACACACAAUGUGUCGCCCUCUGACAGCCCCUCCAGCUUUGAGAUUGAAGCACUGUCGAAGGCAUCAGUUUUUUCAGUUCCACUGCAUUGGUGCUUUUUUGAACCACAUUGCCCAUAAUACCGUGAGGCCAGCGCAGCGCAGUGUGUAUCCAAUCAAACAUUUAUCAUUUGAGUCUGUCCCUUUCAAUUGGGCCAUAGGUAUAGAUAGAGUUCAAAGUUUAUGAGUCUUCAAAGUGCACCUAUAGCUCAGUUCAUUCAGCCUCACAUUAUCAGGGAUGAGCAGCCCCAAAAUUACCCUACUGUAGUAGAAGAGUUUCUAAUAUUCUGGAUCCCUUCACUGUAUUUUGAAUUGUGUUUUGAAUCGGUACAAAAGUGUACAAAAUGUUACUAUUUUUAUUCGCCUGUUAAUAUUUAUAAAUGUCUUCUCAGCAUCACAUGGGAGAGAUACACCAAACUUGUGUUUUAAAAAAGAAUUUAUAUAAGUGCAAAAAAAAAAUGGGUUUAAUAGGUCUGUUAUUUCAAAAAAGGGUACCUUUUUCUACGUUGCAUGUAUAUUUUGAAGACGAGUAAAUUAUUAAGAGAAGAAUGGAGGAAAAAAAAGGUGCACAAUUCUCAAUUCUCAGUCAACCACCCCAGUCAGAGCACACAAGUUUUUCCACAGUCUGAAGCGAGAUGUUAAUCCUUCGUCUUGGUGCGGUUCAGCGGUCAGCAUCGUGCUGGGUGUGCACACUUUUUCCUCUAUUUUAUUCAAAUGUCACAUUCUUUCUCUGAAGACACGUAAUAUUUUUUCUUUGUCUCUUUUCACCACACUCCUAAUUUUUCCAUUUUCAACACCUGUGACCUCGGGUGGUUUCUGGGUGCUCUGUUUAGCUGUUAGCUGUUUCACACGUCGUCUGACGCCAUAUUUCUUCCCAUGACCAUAUCUGGCAGUUUUUACUUGGGAAAGCUUCACAAGCUGGGAGUGAACAUUGGUUUUUGCUUGCAUCACAGGAAAAAAAAAAAAGCCUCAUGCAUAGACAUUUCUGUUAGUGUCACACACAUCCUAAGCACUGGAUAUAAAUUCUAUGUUUUUAUUUUUAGUAUUAACUAAUGUGAAGUUGUUGUUUGAUUAUCAACAUGAUAAAUUAGAACAGUCAAAAGUCACAUGCUUGGACUCUAUAGGAAGCCUCGUACAUGCCAGGCAAAGGUCAAUUGCCAUUUCUUUAGAAGCAUUUCAGUUAUUGAAGCACGUUUUGUUGCCGCAGCUCUAGUGCCGCCUGAAGGGGUCGAAUCCCCUCUGAUCUCUUUGAAAAGGUAACCUCAUGCUCUUAUCAGUUGUGACCUGCAGAAGCAGAACAUACGUUUCCUGGUCAGACAUAUUUUGUGAUGAGUAUUGUAUUUGAAAUUCAAUUGUGCGUUUUAACAUUUCAUUGUAUUUAUUAGCCAGCUUUGGCUCUAAAAAGUGUCAGUACAACUUGGUGAGAAAGACAAUCAAAAAAAUAAAUAAAUAAAUGAAACGUAGA
Molecule: messenger RNA, 5882 nt
Organism: Acanthopagrus latus (yellowfin seabream)
Lineage: Eukaryota; Metazoa; Chordata; Actinopteri; Spariformes; Sparidae
Product: transcription factor SOX-6-like
Exons: 16
Coding region: 750-3086 (778 amino acids)
Biological process (GO): central nervous system development; cell fate commitment; regulation of transcription by RNA polymerase II
Cellular component (GO): nucleus
Molecular function (GO): DNA-binding transcription factor activity, RNA polymerase II-specific; RNA polymerase II cis-regulatory region sequence-specific DNA binding
Source: RefSeq, a predicted model, not a curated record